AUGCUGGCAGCUUUCAGUUUGUAUAUAUGUUGUCGUGUCAGUGUUUAUUUAGUCGAGCAAGGAGAGAAAAGGCGCUGGGGACGAGUUUGUGUAAAACAAACAAUACUUGAGUCUUCAAAAAGCUAUCACCCAACCAACGAACGCCUACCACAAAAAUCAAGAAAAAAAACUGGAGAAGAGGUAGCAAAAAUCUUUUGCGAGCUCGGAGCCGAUCCUCCUGGAUUUGAAAAAUGUUACAUCGAUGACUACAUUGGUUAUGGAAUUUUUGCGACGAUUAACUUCCAGAAGAAUGAUUUCUUGUUGGAGUACCCUGGUACUUUGCUAACAGAAGAGGAAGGUGAUGAGUUGAUGAAAACUUAUCCAGAUGACAUAGGAUCGUUCCUAUUUUUUUAUAAAAAUAAAUGCAUUGAUGCAACACACGAAGAAAGGUUAGGAAAAUACGUCAACGAUUCAAAGUUUCCCAACUCUGCAAUGAAAAGUGUUUUGUUAAAUGGACGCCUGCACUUGUGCUUAUUUGCACUAAAAGACAUUUGCCCUGGUGAGGAGUUGCGAUACUCGUAUGGAGCUAGCGGUCUUUGGUGGAGAAAGGAUAAGAGGUCCAAGGUAAAAUACACUUUAAGUAAACUAAAGGAAAAGAAUAAGAAGAAAAACAGUGAUUGUGACGUUGACUUUGCACUGGCAAGAAGUCUAUACAUAAAAGAUGGAUUAACAUUUAUUGAUGUGGAUCCACAGAAUAAGGCUAGAAAACAGAAGACAGUUGACGAUGGCGGGGAGAAUAUAGUUGAGAGCGUGAACGAAUUUUCAAAUACAGGUAGAAGACAAGAGACAGUUGACAAAGGCGGGGAAAAUACAGUUGAGAGCGCAAGGGAAUUUUCAAAUACAGAUAAAAGACAGGCGACAGGUGAGGGAAGCAUUAACGAUACAACUGAGAGCUCAAAACCAGUUCUAGAUAUGAAAGUGGAAGUAUUGCCAACUCAAGAAUACAAUGCGGCGGAAAUUGUAAAUGAAAUUUUUAAUCCUACCGAUGGUCAGGAAAAGUUUGCUGAUGUCGAUGAAUUAACAUUAGAAGUUAGACGCUUACGUGAUAACCCGCUACCAGAAAUGCCACCUAUGAAACGUGUGAAGCGAAAAGAAAACUGUGAUGAAAAGGAUUUGAACGUCACAGAAAGAUUGUGUCAGUUGAUUCGGAGUGGAAAUGUAGCUGAAGCCAAAAAAACUUUCAAUCUAUGGGAAAAAUCUUUGAGGAGCACUUUUCCACAGAAACGAAAACGAAAAGUGUGCACUUGUCCAGUCUGCUUUCAAGACAAGACUGAUUUAGUGGUUCAUCUUGUUCGAGUACAUCAGAUAACGGAAGAGAAUGCCAAAAGUUAUAAAAGCGGAAUCAGUUCAAAUAACGAGAGAAAAAGAUUAGCCAACGAGCAAAGGAAAACCAAACCUCGAUUUUACCGGAAAAAGAUUUGUCCCAUUCUGGGCUGCUCAAAAGUGGUUGUUCGAAUAGAAAAUCAUUUGAGAGAAACACACAAAAUUAAAGAUAACAAAAAAUUUAAGGCUGCUCUGAAAGAGGCCAUUGCUUUCGAGGAAUUUACACCUAAAAAUGGUUUAAGCGAAGAUAGCGCGACAAGUAGUUGCAGCGAAAGUAGCGAACGGGAAGAGGAAAACAAGAUCAUGAGGAAUGGUGGAAUGAAGUACCUCAACGUUGCUGAAAAUAUGUCGCCUGUGAAUUCCAAUGAUAGCAGCGAUGAAGAUUGGUUUUCGAGAAAGGUUAGAAAUAUUGCGGAACGUAGGCGAGAAGAAAGAAAGCGUAGAACUAGUAAGAAAAUUAUUAACUUUGUUAAUUGCAGAUUUUGUUGACAUACGAUUGUGUGCCUGUUCAAAAAAUAAAUGUUUGAUAUUGGAUGCCGUAAUAAUUUCUUUCUUCUUAAAGUGAGACGCACUGGAAUUAAAAUAUUAACCUGUUGAUUAAUUCCCUGUUAAAAACAACAUACUUCUCAAAUCACAUUUUAUUUACGAUUAAAAAACAGGUGAAUCAAACAAGAUUACUUUCAAAAGUGCGCUGUUAAAAGACUAGGUUAAGCAAAGAUGUUAUAAAGUCGGAAAAAUUUAUUCUCAUGUGACAUUAUGCAAAUGUUUUUUUGCGCUUUGAAUCUAAAAAUCUUUAUGACCUAGUGAGUUGAACAAUGACUUUAAUAACGAAAUCAAUAUACACCCAAAACCCUCAAUACAGAUCUGGGCACGGCGGGCUAUUUCCCGUGUGAAAAUGCUUAACUCGUAUUUUUCAAACGGCCUGGCUAUUUUGUCAAGGAUUGUUACAUGGAGUUUGCGCCGCAAUUCGACACUCCUUCAAUUGCAACCUAGGUUUUCACAAUAGCAGGUACAACAGCAGCGCGAUGGAGAGAUUUGUAGAAAAAUAAAAAUGGCUACCUGGCUAAACACACUGAAAGGUUGCUGCAAGUGUUUAAAGUUUUGAUUUGGUAUAUAACGAGUAAAAAAUGGAUAAAUUAUUGUUAUUUUAUGGCUUUCGUAGCUACCGUUACUCAUUAUUGCAUAUAAUAAAAAAUAAAAAGAAGAUGGGAUGGAGGCAGCACAGCUAGCUAGCUGCCAGAACACACAGGACAGUCAAACAACAAAAACUACUUUUGUGACACAUUGUAUCUCAAUAUGAAGCAAAUAAUAACACAACAACUCUGUUUAAAUAAAACAUAUGAACUAUGAAAACUUUUUUUUAAUAAAAUAUAAACUAUCAUAUAGCUAGUGUUUUAUAACAUCUAUUCACAGAAAAAAAUGAUGAUGAUCUAGAA
This is a messenger RNA of Hydractinia symbiolongicarpus, 2798 nucleotides long. RefSeq lists its product as uncharacterized. NCBI's taxonomy places the organism in Eukaryota, Metazoa, Cnidaria, Hydrozoa, Anthoathecata, Hydractiniidae. The coding region runs from base 1 to 1851 and encodes 616 amino acids. Gene Ontology annotation, molecular function: protein binding. The transcript has 16 exons. The record is from RefSeq and is a predicted model, not a curated record.